Molecule: messenger RNA, 794 nt
Organism: Eruca vesicaria subsp. sativa (arugula)
Lineage: Eukaryota; Viridiplantae; Streptophyta; Magnoliopsida; Brassicales; Brassicaceae
Source: the annotation of a GenBank genome assembly
UCUACAUCGUUUCUCACUCACCUAUCAUAACUUCAUAAUUCCUAUCCACUCUUCUUAUUAUAACACUCAAAAACAGUUUUUUUUUUGUAACUUCGAUAUCCAUACCGGCAAAAACAUUCGUGGGUUCUUCUCUCUUGUCCAGACUCAUCUACCGUUUUAGCCGUCCAAACAAAACCGUGAUCAUUCUUCUUUUAUACAAUCCAAAAGUUUACGUUCAGAUUCUCCUCCACCCCUUUGUUCCUUUUCUAAAAAAAAUUAUGGUGUGCGUAGUUUCUCGUACUGGUCGUCAGUUCCAAAGAUACAACAAGGGACGUCGUCAAGUCGUAGGGUGUAUACCGUAUAGACUCAAGAUUUCGAGCGAUGGCACAAUUAGCGACGAAUUUGAAGUUUUGCUUAUCUCAUCUCAGAAGGGUCACGCUCUAAUGUUCCCAAAGGGUGGUUGGGAGCUUGAUGAAUCUGUAGAAGAAGCUGCUUCAAGAGAGUCUUUGGAAGAAGCUGGAGUUAUUGGAGACGUUGAGAGACAACUUGGAAAAUGGGAUUUCUUGAGCAAAAGCAGAGGAACAUUCUAUGAAGGACUAAUGUUCCCAAUGCUAGUGAAAGAAGAGCUUGAGCUUUGGCCUGAACAACAUCUUCGUCAAAGAAUGUGGAUGAAAGUAGAUGAAGCAAGAGAAGCUUGUAGAGAUUCGUGGAUGAAGGAAGCUUUGGAUGUUUUGGUCAACAGGCUUUCUUCAUCAUCACCAUCAAUGAAGCCUAUGGAAGAAGACACGAAGAUUCCAUUGAUUUCCACCUGCUGA